UUUUCCUAUAUAAAAUAACAACUUCCUUAGUGCUUAACGAACGUCAGAUCUCUUCCUUCUCUGUUUAUACAUAACUUUCUUUUUUUCCUCUGUCAAAAAUGGCUGAUCUGAAGAAGAAAUUUUUGGAUGUGUACUCUGUUCUUAAAUCUGAUCUGUUAGAAGACACAGCUUUUGAAUUUACAGAUGAUUCUCGUAAAUGGGUCGAAAAGAUGCUGGACUACAAUGUACCUGGAGGGAAGCUGAACCGAGGACUAUCUGUUAUUGACAGCCUUAGUUUGUUGAAAGAUGGAAAAGAAUUAACCGCUGAUGAAAUCUUUAAAGCAUCUGCUCUUGGCUGGUGCAUUGAAUGGCUUCAAGCAUACUUCCUUGUUCUUGAUGAUAUAAUGGAUGGAUCUCAUACGCGUCGAGGUCAACCAUGCUGGUACAACUUAGAAAAGGUUGGGAUGAUUGCUAUUAAUGAUGGCAUACUUCUUCGCAACCACAUCACCAGAAUUCUGAAGAAGUACUUCAGGCCAGAGUCUUAUUAUGUUGAUCUUCUAGAUUUGUUUAACGAGGUAGAGUUCCAGACUGCCUCUGGACAAAUGAUAGAUUUGAUCACAACACUUGUAGGAGAGAAAGAUUUAUCAAAGUACUCAUUGUCUAUUCAUCGCCGGAUUGUCCAGUAUAAAACUGCCUAUUAUUCAUUUUACCUCCCAGUGGCAUGUGCACUUCUUAUGGUAGGAGAGAAUCUUGACAAGCAUGUUGAUGUCAAGAAAAUUCUUAUUGACAUGGGAAUCUACUUUCAAGUUCAGGAUGAUUAUCUGGACUGCUAUGCUGACCCAGAGGUGCUGGGCAAGAUUGGCACUGAUAUUCAGGACUUUAAGUGCUCUUGGUUGGUAGUUAAAGCUCUAGAACUAUGCAACGAGGAGCAAAAGAAGAUAUUAUAUGAGAACUACGGAAAAGAUAACGCUGCUUGUAUUGCUAAAAUAAAGGCACUCUAUAAUGAUCUCAAACUUGAGGAAGUAUUUCUGGAAUACGAGAAGACGUCCUAUGAAAAAUUGACCACUUCUAUUGCAGCUCAUCCAAGCAAAGCAGUGCAGGGAGUGCUGCUAUCAUUCUUGGGAAAGAUUUAUAAGAGGCAGAAGUAGGAUAUAAAAUAAUGAUUGAACUUCAUUCUCCCAUUGGGAAUGAGAUGUCUGUAUUUCAUGCAUUUUUCUGCUUUUUUUCCUUCUAUUUUAGUUUGGAGUACUGAUGAUGAAUUGUUAUUUUUUUUUCAAGAAAUGGAAACUCUUAUCCUUUUUCACCUUUAAUAAACAGUAGAGAAGUCCAAUGAAAUCUUUCAGUAUUCUGCUU
Messenger RNA from Solanum pennellii, 1332 nucleotides. Its product is annotated as farnesyl pyrophosphate synthase 1-like. Gene Ontology annotation, molecular function: (2E,6E)-farnesyl diphosphate synthase activity; dimethylallyltranstransferase activity. The coding region runs from base 99 to 1127 and encodes 342 amino acids. Gene Ontology annotation, cellular component: cytoplasm. Gene Ontology annotation, biological process: trans, trans-farnesyl diphosphate biosynthetic process. Lineage: Eukaryota; Viridiplantae; Streptophyta; Magnoliopsida; Solanales; Solanaceae. The record is from RefSeq and is a predicted model, not a curated record. The transcript has 12 exons.